GAAUUAUACUGUGUGUCUGUGUUUGAUUGAAGAAAAAUUGAAGAAAAUGACUACGUAUCAUCUAAAAGUGACGAGCGGUCUUUGUGCUGGAGCGGACUCAUGGAUCAAAACACAACCACCUCACCUUUGAUGUUAAGAGACACACACGAGGAAGGGUAACCGAGGACAGGAGGAUAACCAGACGAGGGAGGAGACGACGGAAUCAAACAGGAGACACAAUGGACCGCGGAAACGUGAACUGAUCAGAACAAAAUACUGUUACAGCCGGCCGGACUGUGUUGGGUAACUCAAUCUUGUGGACCAGUUCAACUGUCACCUCCCCCAGUCCCAGCACAUCGCUGCACACUGUAAACCACGGACAGUCCACCAUAUCCUCUGUGUCCCUGAGGCGACAUGGCCAAAGUAAAGAAAAAAACGAGCAAGACAUUCACCCUGAAGAUGGUCAUGAACUGCGUGGAGCACCGACUGGGCGGCAAACGGCACCUGAACCUCGGCUUCAAGGAGCUCUCCACGGUGCCCAACUGCAUCCAGAAGGUGUGCGACAUGCACGAGGUGAACCUGAGCAGGAACCUGAUCCGAAAGGUGCCGGAUUUCAUCGACCAUUUCGUCACCAUCAAGGUUCUGGAUCUGCACAGCAACUACUUGGAGACGCUCCCCGUGACCAUCGGCCGCCUCCAGAACCUGCAGGUCUUGAACCUGUGCAACAACCGUCUGACGGCUCUGCCCUGCGAGGUCGGCAUGCUGUGGAACCUCCACACGCUGUACCUCGGCCUCAACCACCUGGAGGCCCUCCCUGGCUCCAUCGUGUCCCUGAAAGAGCUCCGCCACAUCGACCUCUCCGACAACCGGUUCACCCGCGUCCCCUUCUGCCUCUCGAGGCUGAAGGAGCUGGAGACGGUCAACCUGGACCGGAACCCGAUCCUCCCCGAUCAGACGCAGAUCCUCGAGUAUGUUUUGCCGGAGGGGUUUCACCUGGUCAAAGCGAGACUCCUGUGCAAGAGCUGUCUGAAGAGGUGCCAGGAUCAGAAGGGGGCUGUGAAUCUCAGGUGGUAACUCGGCAAAACGGAAGUGGGCGCAGAGGUUGUUCCACUUUGCAAAACAGAAUUCAAAGGAGGCUGGUGUGAAAUUUAAAGCCAUUUAUCUCACCUCACCCAACACUCGAGCUCUUGGGAUGAUUUCAUAUUGUCCUGAGUUCCUUUAACUGACACCACAGCACCAUCUGCUGUUUUAACACUGACAGCACAGAAUACAUAUAAGAAGACAUAUAAGCACGGGACACAGUGGCUGUCUAUGUUAUUAAGAACUGUCUCUCAUGGAGCUGGUGUAGGGAUUGAAUGGAUUUCUGAAGAUCAACUGAGGAAUAUGGAAGCCUGUGACCUUUUUUUUUUAUAAUUCUUUACGUCUUAUACCUGCUCCUCACCUACAAACCCCCCAAUAAUCAAUAUAUCAUCAUAUCUUACAGAGCUCAUAGGUCCAUAUAAUCCCAAUAGCUCCCAGUUUGUGUCCUGGAGGCAGAAACACUCUCUACAUUGAGGAUAGACUUUAAAAAAAAUUCCCAUACAGAUCCGAUAUUAUUAUUAUUAGUAGUAGUAGUAGCAGUAGCAGUAGUAGUACAAGCAGUAGUAGUAGAAUUAACUGUCAUUGCAUCUAUAAGUAUCAGUACUGUUCAAUACUAUAAAAAUAAAAUUGAAUUGAAUUAAAAAAAAUAUAUAUUUGUAUGUCCUUGAAACUGAAUUAUACUGCAUGUGUUUGAUUGAACCCUUAAAGGAUAUAGUGAUAUAUGUCAUGUAGUACAUGUGGUACAUACAUGUAUUUAUUUUUUGCAUCUUUUUCUUUACCAUUAAAGGGAUAAGGUAGAUUCUUUAGAAAUUUUGCCUCCAAGUACAUUGAGGUAGUAUGGGACUGAUUAGUGUUUUGUUUGUGUAGUCCUGUUGCUUCACUUGCUUUUGUGAUCGUGUUUUCUGUGGUUGUCCUUGUGUCUAGGUUUUAAGUUAAGUUACCUUUGCACUUCCUUUUUUAUUUUUUUCAUUUUUUUAAUAUAUAUAUUUCGUCCUGUGCGUUCCCCUGUGCGUUUGUUCACUUUACUUUUCCCCAGUGGUUGUCUGCACCUGUUCCAAAUGUGUCUCACCUGUGUUCAAACAGCCCCGCCCACCUUGUGUCUAUUUAGUCUCUGUGCUUCCCUUUGUCUUUGUCAGUUCGUCUGAGAUUUUUCCUCAGUCUGUUCCUGUGAUUUUGGCCCCUAUAACCUGGAUUCCUGUUUGUUCCUUGUUUGCAACCUGGUCUGUUGAUUUUUGUUAUUCUUUACCGCCUGAGACUGUAAGUCUGUUUAUUUAAAUGGUUAUUUAAAUUGCA
Molecule: messenger RNA, 2352 nt
Organism: Scophthalmus maximus (turbot)
Lineage: Eukaryota; Metazoa; Chordata; Actinopteri; Pleuronectiformes; Scophthalmidae
Product: leucine-rich repeat-containing protein 18-like
Exons: 3
Coding region: 394-1053 (219 amino acids)
Molecular function (GO): protein binding
Source: RefSeq, a predicted model, not a curated record